Messenger RNA from Dermatophagoides farinae (American house dust mite), 1764 nucleotides. The record is from RefSeq and is a predicted model, not a curated record. Lineage: Eukaryota; Metazoa; Arthropoda; Arachnida; Sarcoptiformes; Pyroglyphidae.
AUUUGAAUGUUUUUUUUUCUCUCUCUCUCUAUCAAAUGAAUCACUGAUGAUGAUGAAAAGAAACGUAAAGAAAAUCAACGCGAUUCAUACAAUCCGUCAAUGUUAUUUUGAAAAAUCAAAAUCAAAUAAUGAUUAGCUUAUUCAAAUUUUAUUAUCAAUUUUUUUUCUUGUUUUGUUUUUUGUUAAGUACGAAUAAUCAAAUGAUGCCGUUUCCAAAUGAUAUGGAUCCUAGCAAAAAAAAAAAAAAUAAAUUAAAAAUAAAAAUGAUCAACGAUCGAUCAAUAUUUUUUUUUUGAAACAAAAAAACUUGUUGUUGUUUGUUCUAUCGUUUUUUUUCGGCAAACAUUCGAUGAUAAUGGAGACUGAUACAUAUAUUCAAAUCGAAUACCAAAAAUCAAUUACAAGAUAUUGGUAAAGCCAUUUGGUGUUUAUGUGACAAAAUUUUAUGUUUUUUUUUUCUACACUCUGGUUUUUCUAUUGCUGAAUGACAUCCUUUUUGCAAUGUGUUGUUCAACAUUAUCCUAAGCAAAUAAUACAUGUUCAAUUUUUCUAUCCUCUACUACUACUGGAUUUCCGGUUAGAUUGUCCAUUUGUUAUUCUUUUUUCAAUCAUUUUUCCUGAAAUUUGUAUUGUCUCUACUAAAAAACGGAAGACGAAAAAAGGUUCAAUGCUCACCGUUCAAUGAUUAUUUAUUCAUUAUCAUCAGGCUGAAUUUAAUCUUAAUAAUAAUGAUUAAAUCGAUUCAAACGUUUAAUUGGCCAUUUCUAUUGUUAAUUAUUUUGGCUAUACUGUUAAUUAAUCCAUUCUAUUUAACAUCAUCAUCAUCUUCAUCGUCAUCAUCGCUGGUAUCGGCCAGAAUUCUUGCCGGUGUGACUAUUGAAUCAGCACCAUUCAUUAAUGUUGAAAAUAAUAAAUUUACCGGUUUCUGUGUGGAUCUAAUGAAUUUGAUCGAAGAAUUUACUGGCCUUAAUUAUAGCCUUUAUCUUGUUGCUGAUGGUACCUAUGGUUUCGGUAAUGAACAUACAGGAAAAGUAUCUGGACUUAUUGGUGAUGUCUAUCUCAAAAAAGCUGAUUUUGCCAUCGCUGAUAUGACCGUAACAGAAAAACGAAAACAAUAUGUAAAUUUCACUGAACCAUUUUUACGUUUCAGUUUUUCAGCCUUAGCACGACGAUCAUUAGUAAAAAAUCUACAAACAAUGGAUGAUCUUGCCAUAAAAUCUGAUCUAGCUAUUGGAACAUUUAUGAAUGGCAAAACAAUGAUUAAUAUGCAAUUAGUACGUGAUAAAAUACGUAAUGUACAAUGGUUAUAUGAUCAAUUAUUACGCAAUAAAACGAAUCUAGUGACACGAUUAGAUGAAGCAAUGUAUAAAAUCUAUCAUGAACGUUAUGCAUUCAUACAGGAAGAACCAAAAAAUCUAUAUCUAGCAUCAAAAGAUUGUUCAUUGAAAAUGUUAAAUGAUCAAAAUCUUUAUGUACCAGGUGAAUAUGCCAUAGCAUUCCGUCAUGAUUCACCAUACAUACAAAAAUUUAAUAAUGCAAUCAAAUUCAUCAAAUAUAAAGGCUAUCUAAAAAGAUUGAUACGAAAACAUUUUUACAAUGCACAAUGUAUGAAUAGCGCUUAUAGCCAACAUUGGCAACAACAAUAUUUUUAUCAAUUAAUCAUAUCGGUCAGUUUAACAUUAUAUUGGACAAUACAUUGACGAUAAGAUUGCAAUUACAAUCAAACAAAUAAAAUCAUCCAUUUUUGAUUAUUAUCAUCAUCUU